This is a messenger RNA of Cutaneotrichosporon cavernicola, 1533 nucleotides long. RefSeq lists its product as uncharacterized. NCBI's taxonomy places the organism in Eukaryota, Fungi, Basidiomycota, Tremellomycetes, Trichosporonales, Trichosporonaceae. Bases 1 to 1533 code for a protein of 510 amino acids. Gene Ontology annotation, molecular function: oxidoreductase activity, acting on the aldehyde or oxo group of donors, disulfide as acceptor. The record is from RefSeq and is a predicted model, not a curated record. Gene Ontology annotation, biological process: branched-chain amino acid catabolic process. The transcript has 3 exons.
AUGCUCACUCGACGCGUCCAGCGCCUCCCCGUCGGCAUUCUUGGGCGGGCGACCCUCAUCACGGGUCCGCCUCCCGACGUUCCAGCAGUCCACCAGACUGCGACGAGCACGCCUCUGCCCAACCCUACCCCCGUGCCGGCCUUUACUCCCCUCCUUGGACCCCACUCGCGUGGGAGGCACAGUGCCGAUGACCCGAGCCAGGACCGGGGACCGGCCUACGUUCCCGGAGGCCACGCUGCGGUCUCGAAGCGUAUUCAGAGCAUGUCGCCUCUGCGUCGCGGUGCGCACGAGUCGUGGUGGACUGCCGACCAGGGCUUCUUCAACGCUGUCGCAAACACUAUCCCCACUUACCGUGUGCUCGACGAGGAGGGCCGGCCCGUCAAGGACGCCGUCAUGCCCGAGCUCACCAAGGAGGAGGCGCUUAGGAUCUACCGCACCAUGAUUCUCGUCCCCGUCGUCGACAAUAUUCUGUACCAGUCGCAGCGGCAGGGUCGCAUUUCGUUCUACAUGCAGUGCGCCGGCGAGGAGGCGGCAGUGGUUGCCUCUGCGGCUGCGAUGCACGAGAACGACGAAAUGUUCAUGCAGUACCGCGAGCAGGCCGCGCUACUCUACCGCGGCUUCAGCCUGGACCGCAUGAUGGCCCAGUGCUUCGGUAACGUUGAGGACGACAGCACCAAGGGCCGCAUGAUGCCUGUGCACUACUCUGCCCCCGACCUUGGCGUCCACACUGUCACCUCUCCGCUGGCCACGCAGCUUCCCCAGGCCGCCGGCGCCGCGUACGCCAUCAAGACGGACCCCGAGCGUGAGGGUGACUGCGUCAUUUGUUACUUUGGUGACGGUGCCGCAUCCGAAGGUGACUUCCACGCCGCCCUCAACAUCAACUCUACGCUUGGUGGUCCAAUCGUCUGGUUCUGCCGUAACAACGGUUUCGCCAUUUCGACUCCUGUAGUUGACCAGUACGCUGGUGACGGCAUUGCCUCUCGUGGACCCGCCUACGGUCUUGACACCAUCCGUGUGGAUGGCAACGACGCUCUCGCUGUCCUCUCUGCUGUUCGUGAGGCUCGUCGUCGUGCCGUCGAAGGCAAGAAGGGUGUCCUCGUCGAAGCCAUGACCUACCGUAUCGGUCACCACUCGACCUCGGACGACUCGAGCAAGUACCGUCCUGCCGAGGAAGUGCAGGAGUGGAACGUUGUCGACAACCCUAUUGCGCGUAUGCGUGCGUGGCUCGUUCACCAGGGAUGGUGGACCGAGGCCGAGGAGAAGGAAGCCUUCAUCGCAAACAAGAAGGCGGUACUCAAGACGUUUUCGCGUUCCGAAAAGUUGCCAAAGCCCAAGUUGUCGGAAAUGUUCAACGAUGUUUGGACGGUUAGCAAGGACGACCACAUUCCAGAGGUUAUUACUGAGCAGCGGGCCGAGCUUGGCGGGCUUCUCAAGAAGUAUGGCGGGGCUUGGGACCCGUGGCGUAAGGAGCUUAAGCGGUUCGUUGAGGAGGGCGAGGAUGUCAUGGACUGCCACUCGAGCGAGUCGACGUAG